AUGGCAGCAGAGGAGGCGGAUGUAUGGUGCCGGCGAGUGAGGAGGGUGACGGCAGGUGGUUGCCCUGGAGCCUGGCUCAGCCCCCCGGACCUGCAGCAGCAGCAGCAGCGAGGGCAGCUGCAGUCAGAUGUCCUCGCGCUGCAUCCUGCCCUGCUCCAGCAAGCGCCUGCGAGGAGCCAGCCAGGGCCAGGUGAAGGAAGUGCCAAGGGCAGUUCCGGCGUCUCUCCUGCUCCAGCCCCUGGGACGGAUGGCAAGACCCUGACCGGGGAUUUUUCAAGGCCCUGCUCUCUGCCUCUGGAGGAUGGCCAGCACCGGGAUCUGCGUUACAUCAGCCCCGCCACAGUGGCUUCCCUGCUGUGUGGCCAGUUGGCUGGGGUGGUGGAGGAGUACGUGGUGGUGGACUGUCGCUAUCCCUAUGAAUACGCUGGGGGACACAUAAAGGGUGCCCUGAAUCUGUACCGAGAAGAGCAGCUGGCGAGAUGGUUCCUGCCGGAUCCCUUGGGCACGACCCUGUGCCCCCGCAGCAGUGUCCUGAUCUUCCACUGCGAGUUCUCCUCUGAGAGAGGCCCCCAAUUGUGCCGCAGCCUGAGGAGAAUGGACCGAGAUGCCAAUCGGUACCCAGAGCUCUGGUACCCAGAGCUGUAUGUGCUACGUGGUGGCUACAAGGAGUUUUACCAGCACUUCCAGGAUCUCUGCGAGCCGCAGGGCUAUAUCCACAUGCGACACAAGGACUUCCGAGCCGAGCUUAGGAACUACCAGCGGAGGAAACAGCCUUGGAGCCUGCGCAGGAUCCGCAAGGAGCUUUUCAAGCCCCUGUCCCAGGGACUCCCUUCCCAUAGCAAUAUCCCUGACUCACAGCGAGGUACCCACUAGCCUCACUCCUUGCCUCUGAAAUGGAGCUGCUCCUUUCCCAUUUGGCAAGUCAGACCUUCCCCUGCUGGCUGCCCCUGGAGCUCCAGCAUCCCAGCUGUAGUUUAAAUCUCUAGCCUUUAUGGCUGCAAAGAAAACCUUCAAAUAUGGCUCUGUCAAUGACCUUGAUGCAGUGACGUCUUCCUGAAUCUGCAGGCAGCCUGAAAUGAUAGCUCUGUGAGGUUGAACUGCUCCAUUCAGCUCGCUGGAUGUUGACUUGAUGUCAGCGUUGUUCAGUUUUUCAUUUCGGACGCAGAGACACAGGACGGGGAGGAGCCAUAAUUUCAUGGAGACCUGUGCAAUUUGCCUUUAUUGGUGUCACAUUUUAGUGCCUCAAAAGGGUGGAGUUUGGACUGUGGGUGGAGUUUGAGUGCACAUCACUCCUUCCCCUCCAACUGACCUCAGCCCCUGCCCCAGGGCAGUGAUUGACAGGCACUU
Messenger RNA from Gopherus evgoodei (Goodes thornscrub tortoise), 1347 nucleotides. Its product is annotated as M-phase inducer phosphatase 3-like. Gene Ontology annotation, molecular function: protein tyrosine phosphatase activity. The coding region runs from base 1 to 873 and encodes 290 amino acids. Lineage: Eukaryota; Metazoa; Chordata; Testudines; Testudinidae. The record is from RefSeq and is a predicted model, not a curated record. Gene Ontology annotation, cellular component: nucleus; cytoplasm. Gene Ontology annotation, biological process: protein dephosphorylation; positive regulation of G2/MI transition of meiotic cell cycle; positive regulation of G2/M transition of mitotic cell cycle. The transcript is spliced from 10 exons.